AUUUGUCAUUCCAUUUGUAAACUAUAUAGAAUUUGACGUUUCAUUGAUGAUUCACAUUUUGCGUUGUCAGAUUUCUACAAUAUUAUUUUUGCAAUUCCGCAAGUGCAUUGUUUCAUUGUGAAUAUAAUUUACUUGGAACCUAAUGUAGAUUAAAGUUAUGAAAAUGCUUGGUAAUUUCGAAAACGUUGGUUCGUUCAUACGUAACUGUAAUGGGACUACAUUAAAAUACGACCAAGCUUGUUUGGAGAUCAAAACAAAUGAAUCAGUUACAUUCUGGAGUCAAUAUGAAGAAUGCGAAGACUGCAUGUUAUUGGAGACUGCGAGAAUACCGACGUCGCGGGCUGUGAUAUUGAAUACCGUAAGCCCGCUCCGAUAUGCGAUUAAAAACGGAAAUGGAGACAUUUGCAGUGGUACAUAUGAAUUCGGGGAGUAUGGACAGUACAGUAUCAAUGUGAGCGAGGUUACGAAAGACGAAUGCCUGCCGCGUAUGACAGCGGAGCCCGACGCGGCCUACCUACCGAUACUGACCGCGGUGGUGGUGCUGCUGUCGAUGGCGACACUUUGGUACAUUGUCAAGGGUAUCGGCAAGCGUGUGGUAGCUGGAAGGCUCUACAGCAGAUAUUUUGCAAGAGAAGACAACGAGCUGGGGUCGGAAACUCGCGUCCUGACGACCGAAGCGAGCGUGCCUCGUUCCCCGACCCGCUCCCGUUUGCGGUCCCUCGAUAUAUUCAGAGGAUUCUCCAUCGCUCUAAUGAUCUUCGUUAACGCUGGCGGUGGUGGCUACAGUGUAUUCUCUCACUCCACAUGGAACGGUCUAACGGUAGCCGAUGUGGUGUUCCCGUGGUUCGCUUUCGCGAUGGGCGAAGCCCUUGUGCUGUCUCUCAAUGCUAGACUGAGGACUUCAAUGCCGAGAAUGACGGCGUUUGGACAGGUAGCGCGGCGCUCGCUGCUGCUGUCGCUGAUCGGGCUCUGCCUGAGCUCGGUGGGCGUGUCGUGGGCGGGCGUGCGGCUGCCGGGCGUGCUGCAGCGCCUCGCCGCCAUGUACCUCGUGGUGGGCGCGCUCGAGUGCGCCUUCAUGCGGACCAGCCAGAACAUCACUCCCGGUCGUUCACUUUUCCGCGACAUCGCUGCUGGCUGGCAGCAGUGGCUUGCGACCAUACUGCUCGUGGCUAUUCAGGUAUGCAUAACUCUCUCCGUUGCUGCACCGGGCUGCCCUAAGGGUUACUCUGGACCUGGUGGACUGCAUCGUACCGCUUUGGGAGAUUUCUCCUUGCAGAACUGUACCGCUGGCAUUGCUGGUUAUAUUGACAGAUUAAUCCUCGGACCAUCUCAUCUUCUUAGCCGUGGUACGUACUCGAAGAUGUACCAGACGGUGGUACCCCACGACCCUGAAGGAAUCUUAGGUAUCCUCUCCGGCAUACUGGUGGUACAGGCUGGAGCUCAUACUACCAGGAUCAUGCUGGCGUACAAUCAUGCCAGAGCUCGUAUAAUGCGCUGGGUGUUCUGGUCGGUGGUAUUCGGCGUGUCCGGCGGAGCUCUGUGCAUGUUCUGCAAGAACGGCGGCGUCAUACCCAUCAACAAGAACCUGUGGUCCGUCUCCUACUGCCUGGUGACGGCGUCCAUGGCGUUCUUCAUCCAAGCCGUGCUCUACUUCCUGGUGGAUCUGAAGACCAAAUGGGGAGGGCGACCGCUCUACUAUGCAGGACAAAACGCGCUGUUCCUGUACGUGGGCAGCGAGCUGCUGAAGCGGCACUUCCCGCUGUACGUGCGCGUGGCGGCGCCGGCGCACGCGCAGCUGCUGGCCACGCACGCCGCCGCCAUGCUCAUGUGGCUCGCCGUCGCCGUGGCGCUGCACCGGAAGCGGAUCUUCAUCUCGCUCUAGUGCCGAUCGUGCCCAGCGGUCCGAGUUAUAUUACCUACUGAUACUGUUCAUACUGUUCAUUUUAGCGUAGCUGUCGUUAUCGUUACUCUUGACGAAAUAUCGCCUUUAUUAACUUAUCAUUAAGUCUCACUUUGCCGUAGCGUCUUUCGAUUAUUAAUCGUUAUUGUUGUUGCAUAGCAACCAGAUUAUUAAUACCUAUAAUAUUCGAUUCAUCCACUUAAUAUUUUUAUUAUUCAUUAAUUCGAUAUAAUCAAUAAGCGUAAAUUAUUAGCGAUUGCGAUACAGCGAAAUAUUGCGUCUCGCAUGUAGUAAGGUUAUUUUUAGCGUAACAUUAUUUGCGACACAGUUUUAAUUUUAUUGGGAUUAACCAUUAUGUAGAAAUUUGACCUUAUCGUUAUUGCUUUAAAGUUCAGUUUAAUGUACCACGUCUUAUAGUUAUGUUAUUAAGAAAACGUCUAUCGAUAAAUAAAUAAGUACUAAAAUAUACUAACACUAAUUAUUGUAUUGUAUUGUUGUGUACAGUCAUCAGUGUACAGGAAAAUAAUCUGAAAAAGGUAGUAACCUUGUAAUAUUGUUGUUAUCGGCAAAUUGCAAAGCAGUUAGUCUUUACUAGGAUCUGCCAUAUGGAGACAUCUAGUGGCCUUAAUCUCCGAAACUGUACGUUCGACGUACAUUGGCUUGAAUUUUAGCACAGUGACCCCUUUUGCGAAGAAAGUAAGUGGGGGUAACUCUGUAUGAAUUUUACAAGUACAACGUCGGAUGGACAAUCAGUAGGAAGUAAUAAUUGGUCGCAAUCACUAAUGCAAGGUGUUAGAAAUAUAUAUGAAUCAAAUUAGAAAAGAGGAUUUAGUAUGACAUGGAUAAAUUUCUUUCAGCACAGCCAACAUGCCAAAUAUAAUUAGACAGAUAAAUAUUUAUAAAUAAGAUAAAAUCUUGUCGUGUUAAACCACCAUAUGGUGUGGAAUUUCAUUUGAGAUCAUUAUGGGAGACUGCAUGAUAUCAGGUAUUUUUCUUAGAUUAAAACAAAAGUUCUCCAUUACAACAAGCGCCAGGUGUAAGCAAUGUUUUGGCGAUCUCCUCACUGGUUCAAGAAUUGAUCUUCUUCGGUGAGAUAGCCCUCAACGCGCGGCGCUCGGUUUUUUCACCUUGGCUUAAGAGAGUUCUGUCAAAAAAAGCUUGGAUAAAAUUUUGAUAUAUCGUAAGUUAUGUGUCUAAUUGGAUAUUUUAAUUAUAUUAUGUAAUGUUAUAAAAAGACUUACUUACUUAAGAUUACCUUGGCUGUGUCUAUUAAACUUCCAAAUGUCAUAUACUAAUUGAUUUCCACUAAAAAUUUCCAUUAAUUCACGGAAGCAAUAAUCAGUCAGUUAGUCCGGUCUUUAGGAGAAGGCUUAGAGCUAAUAUCACCACGGUGCUCCAAUCCAGAUUGCUCGAAACACGUGUGUGAAUUUUAAGAUCUAAAACACACAACACAGUAUUGCAUGUGAACAUGUUUGAUUUAAAGGAAUGAUAAAUAAAUUUGUAAAUAAAUAAAUAAAUUUAUUAUAAUCCAUAUCGCAAUAAUACAUUUAACAGUUCUCCAAUGACUUGUAUAUUAUGAUAACGUACGAAAUUUACAUUAGUAUAUACAGAAAUGGAACUUUGAGAUGCAAAUAUUAAUGUGAAAAUUGUCUCAAAUUUUCUACAAUGUAUGUUUAAAAAUAUUCUUUCUCAUAAUUUGUGUUUUAAUUAUAAGAAAAUUAUUAUGUAUACAUAUAUUUUGAUUAUGUUAAAAUUAAAAUUAUUUUUAA
Vanessa tameamea is the source of this 3669-nucleotide messenger RNA. RefSeq names its product heparan-alpha-glucosaminide N-acetyltransferase-like. The transcript has 10 exons. The record is from RefSeq and is a predicted model, not a curated record. NCBI's taxonomy places the organism in Eukaryota, Metazoa, Arthropoda, Insecta, Lepidoptera, Nymphalidae. The coding region runs from base 158 to 1882 and encodes 574 amino acids.